Molecule: messenger RNA, 10600 nt
Organism: Cygnus olor (mute swan)
Lineage: Eukaryota; Metazoa; Chordata; Aves; Anseriformes; Anatidae
Gene: MVB12B
Product: multivesicular body subunit 12B
Exons: 11
Coding region: 4742-5611 (289 amino acids)
Biological process (GO): viral budding; regulation of epidermal growth factor receptor signaling pathway; virus maturation
Cellular component (GO): ESCRT I complex; late endosome
Source: RefSeq, a predicted model, not a curated record
GGGGCACCGCGUGCGGCCGGGCCGGGCUGCCGGGGGCUCGGCGGUCGCGGGGUCUGACCGAGUCCUCGUGCCCCGGCCUAGCAAAGAGCUCGCUGCGAGCGUUACGUGACUGGUUGGGGAAAAUACUCCCAGUACUGCGUUUCUUUCGGUCUGUUGCUGCAGGUGUUUGUGGUGUGGAUUUGCUUGAUUGCUCUUUUUUCUCCCUCACCCGUUCUCAGAGGUUUGUGCUUAGCUGGAAGCGAUGAACACGAGCUGUUUGUCUUUACUGAACGAGCCAGAAAGGGGACACCGAGCUGCCCAAGUUUUAUUUGCUCACUUCUUACAUUGCCAGUGCUUAGGAGUUUUCACUGUGGUUUCUGGAAGGAUUCUCAAAGAUCCACGGAGCUUUAGUAUUUGCUUUCUCUGAGUUGCGAUGCUCACGGACCGGUCAUUAUAACACCAGCUGGGUCCUCAGCUGAAAUGGGAGAGCUGGGCUUCAGAAGGUGUUCAGCUGGUCACAUUAAAAUCUACAUUUACCCAUCCUGUGUUUAUUUUAAAACCAGUGAGAGUGUGCAAACGCAAACCUUGGUGCAGCCUGUCAUGUCCCAUGGCAGGUUAGCAGUGCGGUUCAGUGUCCCUGUAAUUCUCUGCUUUAGCUAUUACAUUCUCCCAGCAUACUGGGAUGAGGGCUUCGUUUGAGCUUCUGGAGGUAUGAAAAUAAAUACAAAAUGUUCUGGUUCUGCAGUGCACACUUCUCUAAGUGAGUCCCAAGCUUUAAGGCACUGUAGCUGCCGGGGACUUGUCCGCACAGGACACUCCUCGCAAAUGACUGCCCACCUGCUGUGAAGCAAUUGGAGACCUGGGUUUUGCUCGCUCCGGGCCGAAGUUCCUGUUUCCAUUGAGGUCGGUCACCAGCCGAGGUGGGGCGGCCGGCUGGAGGGUGGGCGGUCGGUGUGGGGACGCUCCCGGACGUGCCUUCGUUUGGUGAGAGCUGAUGCUGAGGUGCUGUCUGCUUGUGACCGAGGCUUUGGGGGUCCCAGCUGCAUGUCCUGCCACGGUCUCCUGUUUCUUUUCUGACUCAAGCAGUUGUGCUUCAGGAGCAGAAAUAGCAGGCCAGCAGGGGCUGCGUCCUGUUCCCGGGGAUUGGCAGCCCUGGUGGGAGGACCAGGCGUGCGGAGGGGAACGCCAGGGUAACCUCCGAGCAGUCAGUGCUGUGCCGCCUGUACCCGCCUCCUUGACGAGAUGAUGCAGCGAUAACCAGAGCACGUGGAUGAUGUCUCAGCAGCGUGUCUGCUCUGGUUUGAUAGGAUUAUUUCCUGCAGAGUGCAGGAGCUUGGGUAGUUGAUAGGUUUUUUUUCAGUUUUGCCUUUGCUCAUGGUUUUCUGCUCUGUGGGAAAAGCCAGAUAGUGUCACAGUGCAGGGCUUGCACCUGAAGGAAGAACCAGUAAGACCAUUCUAUCUCCAAGUCCUCUGCUGUUUAACUUCAGGACUUGGCCUGCUUUGCUGGCAGCAUGGAGUUUCUAUGGCAGAUACGUCCCCAGGCGUGAUCUGUUCACCUGCCACCUGCUCCCAAACUUGCCUCACUUGUUGAAAAGGAACGCCAAGAGGGGAGAGCGCUCUACAAGCUCAAAAUAAUGCGUUUGUUUCUAAAACCGUGUUCCUUUGUUACGUGUGUCUCCCAGCCAAAGCUCAGCAGUGCGUGUGGUCAGGUCGCCUUAGUGUAACGCUCUAAAUGGACAGUGAAGCCAGUAGAAAAGUUUGCCUAGGAUAAACUAAUAAAAUGAGAGAUGAGCUAGGAAGAACGCUGGUGAGAGAAUGCAGAAAGGAUGGAAGCAGACAAUCUCGGGGGCUCCAGGUGCCGGGGGAAGGGGCGAUGUAUGUGCCCGUGCAGCCUGCCGGGGGCUGCAGCGGCUCCCCGCGGUGGGAGGCCCGGGCAGCCGAGGCGCGCUGAGCUGCUGGGGAGCGCUGGGUGCUGCCCGCCGCGGGCAGGCGAGGGCCCUGCGGGGCGAGCUGGGGCUCGGCAGCGGGUGGGCCCGGCCCUGGGCGUCGUGUGGCGGCGGAUCAAACCGCAGCUCGGGCUGCAUCGUGCCCGUGAGGGUUCCUGGCAGUGCUGCUGCCUGCUGUCUGCACCCCCUCUGCUCUCCGCGCCCUGCCUGUGUUUGCCCUGCGGGCUGGGAGGCGGUAGGGCCGGACGGAAGGCCGCUUCCUCUGCCUUGCCUACGAGGCCUCUGCUCCACGGGCUGAGAGCUUCCCGGCACGGAGACUUGCGGACACCCGGUUAGCCGCUCUGCGCGGAGCCUGCCCGGUCCCUGCUGCCUGCAGAGCGACCGCUGCUGGGGUGGGUUGAAGCAGGAGCGCUUGCUUCGCUGGUGGGCUGGGCUGGUUUUGCUGGCGUUUGUUCCAGGAAAGUCAGUUUCCGAUAUUCCCGCCUGCCGCUCCGGAGGGGGAAUCUUCCCGCGCUCUCGGGCCGCCACAAGGAAGACGCGGCACUGCUGACCUGCAGCAGUCUGAAUCCCUACGCAGAGCUGGCCGAGAGCGUGGGUGGUGUUCCCGCGGGCCCGGCAGGGCGCAGAGCGUGUACCCCUGUACCUGCCUCUCAGGGUGCCGGUCCAUCUUCCGCCCUGCCGGCCGGCGCAGGGCUUCCCCAGCAGCUGCUGGGGGCAGCGGCCGACCCCAGCCAGCGCCGCGUGCCUGCGGAGGCGCCUCUGGGGGCCGGCCCGGGCUGGGGCCGCGCGAGCGGGAUCAGGCUGCCCAGGACCCCACGCCUCCUGCCCCCUUUGCCCCAGGCGCAGCUGGCUCGAGGCUGCCGGAGGCGUUCAGAGCGAAGCUGGCAGCGCUGCAGCCGAAAGCUGCGCGUCCUCGAUGCCUCGUCCUGCGGGCGCCCCGCUCUGCCCUGCGUGCGGGACCGGUGCCAGCAGGGUGCGUGCAGCUGUGCGGGGCAGGGCGUCUUCGGCGCAGGCACGGCCUCUCCCCGCUGGCUUUGUCUGAGCGGUCCCAGCGGGGCUGGCGCUACAUCCUGUCCCGGGGCUCGUGUCCGGCUUCCCCUUGGUGCCGGGAGCUGGAUGUGGCCCUGCAGCUGAGAACAACCUCCAAGGAGCAUGCUCCCAGCUAAUGGGAAGAAUGUUCUUGUAAUUGUUCCGGGCUGUUCCCAGAACAGCCGUGCGGCAGGAGGAGCAGCAGAGGCCCUCAGAGAGCUCGGCGAGCAGAGCGGAGCGUGGGAUGUGCCGGGCUGUUCCCUGGUCAGCUGCUUUGAGUUCUCAGCCACCACGACGCUAGGCAGGCGUAUGGGUCAAGCUUACGUUGUUUAAAGAGAACUUUGUUAAAAUAACAAGCUGUCUGAUAGGAGUAUUCAUAGAAUCCUUCUCCUUGAUGUAAUCUGUUCUGUCACCGUUUGGUUUUUCUAUUAUUUCUAAGUUCAAAGGCGUGCUAGAAAAGAAACCAAACUUGCAGCAAGCACCCUGAGGGAGAAGUGAGUUGCAGCUAAUCGUCGGUAUGAUUGCCCAGCCAGAAACUCCUCUUUGACCUGUGUAGAGCUCAGAAAAACGUUUGUCUGGGUGCACAGGCUGGUUUCUGCCGCUCCGUAUCUGUUCCAGAUGCAUCCUUGGUACCACCUACGGACCCCCGGUGGCCGUACGAGGGCCGUGCCUGCGCUGCUGCGCCCGCUGCCGCCCCUCCUGCGCCUCGCCGCGCCUUCCGCCUGUGCCCCGGCAGGAAGCCCCGCGCCUCCGUGCGUGGCCUCCGCCGCUUCCGCCGUGCAGGGGCUUUGUGUGAGCCCUGACAAAGUGCGGAUUGAUGCGGUUUCCUCUCCCCUCCCCCUGCCGUGCCGUGCGUCCGGCCGCGAGAGGCUCUGCGACAGAGCUGCCUUUCUUCCCUGCGCCGAGGGCAGCUUUGGCCUGGGCGGGGUGGGGUGCGUGCUGCGCCUCUGCCGAGCCCUCCCCAUCCUCCGUCCUCCACACAGCUGCCGUAGUGCUGAAAUCUGUUGCGUGCCGUUCUUUGGUGCAUUGGGGAAUACCGUCGCUUACCUGAAUUGCAGCUCCAGGCGGUCUAACAGAAGCUGGUAUCGGCAUCCGUCGUCUCCCAGCUCCUCCCGGCGUGUAAUAGCAAGUCAUCAAAUUAUUGAGAGUGGCUUGGAAAAGUUUCAGAAAACAUGCAUUCGUAUGAAGAACAGAUUGCAAGUUCUUUAUUAAAGUCACGUUAUGUUUGCUCAGUUCUGCACAUUUUAGGCAAUUGUUUCCGCAUUAUUUGCGAGGUAUUUUGAGGAGCUUGUGGGCGCAGAGCGGGCGUGCAGCAGGGCUGGCUUUGAGCAGCACCCGGUGGCAUUGUUAGCUGCGCAGAGCCCUGUGUUCCCUGCUGACCCUGACGACGUGGAGGCUGUGGUGAAGGGAAGGGGGCGAGCAGGUAGGGUUCAGGGUGCCCUUCUAGUUGUGCUUUGGAAGCUUAAAUCGUGUGGGUAAGAAAGUGGGCCUGCUUCAGCUGGCUGUGUGUGUGCUGGAUGCUUACCAGGUGCUGAAGCAAAGCUCUGUCCUCGAUUUGGUUCGUUGGCAAUGGUAUUUUUGUCAUUUUGAGCACUUGUUUCCAUUGUUUUGGACACUUCAGGCAGUCUGCUUGUUUGUGUGGCAUUGUCGUUUAUACAGGGCCCAGACUUGCUCUUUUUUUGUUGCCUGCAGCACGAUGUUUGUUCAGACUGGGCAUUGUGAAGUGUAAACCCAGGUCCUACUGGCGCCAGCACUCACCUCUGCCUUUUCUAGAAGCAGAUCAGUCCAUGAUGCCUGAAGUGCGAGACCUCUCCGAUGCGUUGCCUGACUUGCCGAUGGAUCCCAUCACGGGCGUUGGUGUGGUUGCGUCCCGGAACCGUGCACCGACAGGUUAUGAUGUAGUUGCACAAACAGCAGAUGGCUUGGAUGCUGACCUCUGGAAAGAUGGCUUAUUUAAAUCCAAGGUCACACGAUACCUGUGCUUCACAAGAUCAUUUUCAAAAGAAAAUAGUCAUUUAGGCAACGUCUUGGUUGAUAUGAAGCUCAUUGACAUAAAGGACACUUUACCUGUGGGCUUCAUCCCCAUCCAGGAGACCGUUGAUACGCAAGAAGUAGCUUUCAGAAAGAAGAGGCUGUGCAUUAAAUUCAUCCCUCGAGAUUCUACAGAGGCAGCAAUCUGUGAUAUCCGAAUCCUGAGUAGAUCUAAGCAAGCCCCUCCUCAGUACACAUUCAUAGGGGAGUUGAACAACAUGGGCAUUUGGUACCGGAUGGGCAGAGUUCCCCGCAACCAUGAGUCUUCACAACCUGCUACUCCUGCCCAAGUACCGUCUUCAACACCAGCUCCUAACCUGCCGAGGCACAUCUCGCUAACUCUUCCUGCUAGCUUUCGAGGCAAAAGUCACAGCACUCGCCUGGACUUGGAGCACCAGCACUCAAAUUUGUAUGCUAUAUCAGCGAUGGAUGGAGUACCUUUUAUGAUUUCAGAGAAGUUUGCCUGUGCUCCUGAAGGGAUGCAGCCAGUUGAUCUUUUGGGCAUCACAAUCAAAACCCUUGCAGAAAUCGAAAAGGAGUACGACUACAGCUUCAGGACGGAGCAGAGCGCGGCGGCCCGCCUGCCGCCCAGCCCCACCAGGUGCCCGCCGGUCCCGCCGUCCUGAGGGGGCCGCCGGCGCUGGAGCAGCCGUGUGCGUGCAUACUACUGAGCGGGAUGCGGCGCUAGGGGCCCUGCCAGCAGAGCUCUGCUCGUCCAGCCGUCGCCACCCACCCUGCGCUGCACCGCCUCCUCCCGCACACGUUAUUCCACGCAUUUGGACCGUGCAACCCUUCGGCAGCUGCCCUCGCCCUUGUACGCUGCUGCGGACAAGUGUCCACGUGAGUACGUUACUCAGAGCCUGACUGGCAGUCUCUCGGUUGCUUCUAUUUCCAUGUACUCUGCUGCAGGACAGUCACAAAAACAAUAGACCGUAACGAAGCCCUGUGAACAGCAAGCUGUUAGCUCACAGACGAUCAGGAAUGCUCAGCAGCGAGCCCUGAGAGAGAGUAAAAGAUAACAGCCGGUUAACAGCAAACUCCAGACCUGCUGCCCAAGCUGGCUGCUUUGCUCUCGUCGCCCCACGCACGUCGCUGAGCAGGCAGCACCGAGCCGUGGCAGACACUUCAUUGGCCUCCGCUGAGGUCCGGGCAUGCAGCAACUCUGCCGUGGCCAGGUUCAACCCCAGACUGUGGUCUUUGUUUUUGCUGUAGGCUCUUGGAGCCGGGGUCACUUGCUCAGAUCUGCUUUGGGCCCUGUCCACAGUUGCUGGCAAGGGGGAGGAGCACAGAGAUCACGAGCGGCACUGCGGUCUCUGAGGUGAAGCACCUUUGCUUUGCUCAGGGUGUCCGCGUGUCUGGCAGCACCUCGAGUGACAAACGUCCCACGUGUCCUUCUGGGCUGGAUGCUGACGGCAAGCCAGCAAGACCCCUGCAACGUCACGCUGACCCCUUGCUGCAGCAGCCUGCUGAGCUGUGGCCCUGCUGACAAGGCGGAUGCUGUCACCUGUCUGUUACUUUGGACAGUUUUCUCAUUUUUGCCCCGCGAGCUGCUAAAACAAAAGAGAUGUGCCUGUUCCCCUUUGCACUCAUGGAAGGAAGCACUGAAGUCUGGCGUAGCGCAGGAUGAGAGUUGAUGCAUUAAACCUGACCUCAGCCUCCUUGUGAUCGGUGACCUUAGCUCACUUCUGAGUCAAAUGCAUGUCUUGGAGAACUCAGUUGCUGUAAUGAGUUAUUUAGGAAUGGCCAUCUGACUCUGUGCUGCUUUUUCAAGUCUCUGCUGUAGAACAAAACUACAUCAUGGCAGCAAAAUGGCAAUUUUUAAGUGUUCAAAUGUACAACUUUUUGUAUUGUAAAAUACUGAUUACCUAACCCUAUUGAAACGCAAUUGCCAUAGUAACAAAUAACAGUAUUGCCGCUCUCGGUCUGGGUCACAUGUAUGCCCUGACCUGCUUUGCACUGCUUUUGGUUGAUCUUGUAUUUUGUAGUUGGACAGAAUGGUAACUAACAGUAGGUUUUGUACUGUCGGCUUGUAUUUUUUAUUUGUACAUAUGUAAAAUAUUUCUUGUCCAAAGAUUCAUUUCUGGUUUUAAAGCACCAUACCAUAUCUGUAGGAUAAUGAGCACAAUAUACCUUAACAUUCAGGAUAGACUGACUCCAGUUACUUGCUUUAACUCCUUCUAAUCAGGUGAUAAUUUUCUAAAACUGCCUCCGUAAAGCAAGGCUGUGCGAUUUGAAAGCAUAGGCAGAUUUGGUUGCAGGUGUGUCAUAAUUUGGUCAAAAGAGUUAAAGCUAUGUCAUUUGCAUCAACUCUGAAGGUUUGGUUGACCCCCUGGAAGUGCUCAUUUACUUGAAGGUUGCAGCACCAUUUUUAGUUCUUAUUUAUCCUGCAGGAAAGCAAAGCCAGACCUCACUGCCAAGCUUCACAAAGGCUAGAUUGAUGAUGCCGACAUCAACAAAUGAACAUACCAUGGCAGCCUGGUCAUUCGGCUCAGGUUCACUUGAAGUUCAAAUCCACUCUACGCUGUAGUAGUAUGCCCAUCUCAUCCAUCUUUUGUCGUUCUGUUUUUCUGCUUGUAAUUUGUUCUGUAGUUUUCUGUGGCAUCCACUUAUAGCUUCUCCUUUAGUGGACACUGCAGGUAGGUCGAAGCUGACUGCAGCAGUGCAUUCCUCAAAGCUUUGGGACGACAGAGUUGCAGACAGCUGACCUUCCCCGUUACUGAUGGUGGGCGAGCAAGGGCUGCAAGGCUAGUGCUAAGCUGCCAGUGCAAAGUCAGCAGAGCUCCAGGGGCAGUUUUUGCUGCCAAGAGAGGGAGACAGCUACAAGGAGCACCUCCUCCAUCCACGUCUUCCUGUGCUGAAGGCAGGACUGACUGUGCCACAGUGAGGAGCAGCUUUGGUAGCUGCCAAGCUCAGCAUCCAGGCGAGCAGUUCCUACGUAUGUCUUGGGAAAAUGGGCACAUAGCUUUGAGUCCCUUCCCAUGAGAUUUAGCUUAGAGCAUCUGGAGAUAAAACUGAUGCUUUAAUAUUUAUAGCAACAGUUGCACUUGCUCAGUCUUCUUAGUGAUAGUAAGUUCAGCUUUCUCUUCAGUGACCUACAAGAAACACUGGAUGGCUCAAAAUGCUGCCAGGACAUCCAGCUGGGACAAGCAUCUAAGAAAUCUUCGGGAUAUAUUUGUAUAGUUGGUUCUCACUGUCUCUUCUCUUACACUGGCCUAGCAAAACUACUUCAGGGAUGCAUCUGCAAAGAAACUUGGAAGAUAAAUUUGGUCUUUACAGCAGGGUUUUGCACCGUGGCACUUCAAAGAUAGCUGUUAUUGAAAGCAUGAACAGUACAACUGCAGUUCUGUCUGUAUGAGUGCAGUAGAGAUGUUUUGAGUAAAGAGCUACAGCUGCUGAAAGCCAGUUGUGCUCUCAGACAUACUAACCAGAGGCUAGAAAACCGUGGAUAUCUCCAAAGUGGAGAGGGCUCAGAGUCAGUACUCAGAAGCACAGUGAGACAAACAGCACAGUGUGACUGAUUUUACCUUCUCAGUCCACCGAUUCUAGGAAGCUUUCCUGCUGCACCUCUGAAUUCCGCAUGUCGCGGGCAUCAGAUCAGCAUUGCCACAGGCAGGUUCUGUUUGCUGUUCUGUAACUUUUGUACUCUCAGUAACUCACUGCAAGGCUGGUCCUUGUAUCCUCACAGCAAUGUGCCAGAGCCAGCACAAGCAUCCCUCUGCAUCUUCCGCCCUCCCUGUCGAAUAGGCAAGUGUGCUACCACUGGUCCGGGCAGUAAAUAUUCAGGCAGCCUGAUAUUGAUGUUUGUCUGUGGAGAAGCCUUCUGGGGCAUAAGGGGCGGGGAUGUGUCAGUGGGAAGCAACAGAAGUGGAUUUGCAGAGCUUUACCAGAUGUGUUUGGCUACCUUCUUUCUAUUUCUAGAACAAAACUGGGCACCAGGUAGCUUAAUCUUGUGGCUGAUGCAGAGAUUAGUUUGCCAAAUUAUCCAGCAGAUCCAUAUCUCUGCAACAGAGACAGAAGAGCAGCAGUGAGGGGUUUACUUACUGUAAAAUAUACCUUCCGAUGUGAGUUAGUAGUGACGUGCUGCCUCCUGGAUUUCCCACAGCAAAGAGCGUACCAAGAUGAUUCAUGGACCGUCCGGGACAGACGGCAAUGUCUAACGUGUUAAUUAUGGAAAGGCAAGAAGUUAGUGCAGAAAGUAAUGUAAAGCGUGAACUUUGUGGUAAAAUUCAAGUGUGGACUGACUUAGCAGAUGUCUUCCUGUGGGAGCAUCUCGUAGCUGUAGUUGUAUAGGAGUAAACUUUGUCAGACUUCGUUCCUUUGACUGUCACUGAGAUUGCCCUCAGUGUUUGUAGGAAAGGAUCCCUUGUGAGCCUCCUGUGUAGUAGGACGUUGUUGGUAGUUUGUAACUUUGGGCUUGUUGGGUUUCACACCCGCCCCGUGCCCCUGCUGGUUUCCUGAACUCCUCAAACCGAACCUGCGACCUCAGAGCCUGUAGGAAGUGCUGACUGGGCACGGCACUGCAAGGUGGAUGCUGGUGGCGAGGGAGCGCGUCCAGGAGCCUGGGCGCCUGCUGUUCCUUGUGGCCCUGAAAAUCUCCUCAGCCGAGGGAGGUCGGGACGCGGCGCCCUCCUCAGCUGGCUAGGCCCACAUUCGCCCUCACCCCACAUCGCGUGGGCCUGUCCGCCCCAGGCCUUGCCCACGCACCGGCGGCUGUCCCACGGAGCAGGCGUGGCGGCGGCUCCCCGGACAGGGCACACGCGGCCCUGCCGCCCGUCCCGCCUGUGCCACACUGUGCUGGCGCGCCAGGGCUGGCCUGCUGUGGCUCUGCCUCGCCAUCUUUCAAACCGCACACGGCACAGAUGGCUGUGUAAAAUGGUGCCUAUGACACUCGGCUUGCCCGUGUUUUUAAAGUAAGAAGAAAGUAAAACUCCUGCUGUGCCCACCUCACGGCUAGGGAGUGUUGCUGGCGGACUGAGCGCCUGGCGAGGGCGCCCAGAGCCCCAGCCCCAUGGCACGGCCACGUCCCCCAGCAGUGCCCUCGUGCGAUGGGGCCGGGCACGCUGCAGAGCUGCCCUGGGCCCUGCAGGCCCUUGCCGGGGGAGUCCCCCCCCUGAAGCACGUGUCUGCGUUUAAGCAUUACCUCAGCCUCCAGCCUUGAUGAACAGACGGGGUGUCCCGGCAGCGGGGCAGCCGAGCGGUGUCAGUUAGCUGUUCUGAGCCAUAAACCAGCAGCGCUGCAGGUAGGGGGGGUGUUCCUCUGUUAAUUAAAAAGCUCAGUAAGGUGCUGCUCAAUUCAUUCAAUACAGGGAAACCAAACAGUUUGGAUAUUAUGGUCAUUUAUUGUGAAAUUCUUUCUAAACAGCAACAGUUUUGAAUGCCAUCAUACAAACGUGAGAGAAACCUUUUAUGCAGUUGGAAAGUGUUUUUUUAAGAUGCUAUGCAUUUUGUUGGGUUAUUGAAAGUGAAUUUACUGUGCAUUAAUCUAAUGAAUGUUAUUACCUUUUGUAUUUAUUUUAGAUGACUCUCCUGUAUUUUACAAAGGGAAGUUUCAUUGUGUGAUAACUUAGUCUGUAUUCUUAAUAUAAUUGUUAAAUAAAAUUUGUUUUAAUCAGUUU